Messenger RNA from Xyrauchen texanus (razorback sucker), 1433 nucleotides. Its product is annotated as ly6/PLAUR domain-containing protein 1-like. Gene Ontology annotation, biological process: acetylcholine receptor signaling pathway. The transcript is spliced from 4 exons. Gene Ontology annotation, molecular function: acetylcholine receptor inhibitor activity. Lineage: Eukaryota; Metazoa; Chordata; Actinopteri; Cypriniformes; Catostomidae. The record is from RefSeq and is a predicted model, not a curated record. Bases 197 to 619 code for a protein of 140 amino acids.
GGGGAGCGUGUGUUUGGAGUGAGCGUGUAGUUGCUGUGUGAGACGCGUGUCACGCCCGGUAAAGUCAGUCGCGCGAGCAGGUGCUCAGAGUAACGGCUGGACCCAUCUCUUGCGCUCCUUACUCAGUGUGACGCUCGCUUGCUCGCUCAGUGCAAUGGACGCAUCGGCGCGGCGGUGAGCGGGGCGUCAGUCUGUCAUGCGGCGGUGUGAGACUUUACUGCUCAUCAUCAUCCUGACGGCGGGUGUGAGCACGGCGCUACAGAUUCAGUGUUAUCAGUGUGAAGAUCGUCAUGAUGACUGCUCGUCUCCAGAGUUCAUCGUGAACUGUACAGUGAACGUUCAAGACAUGUGUCAGAAGGAAGUGCUCGUCAUGGAGAAUGGAGUUCACUACAGGAAGUCAUGUGCGUCGUCAGGGGCAUGUCUGAUCGCAUCAUCAGGAUAUCAGCAGUUCUGUACAGGGAAACUGAACUCUGUCUGUAUCUCCUGCUGCAACACGCCACUCUGCAACGGCCCGCGACACAAACGCAGAGCGCUUUCCUCUGCCCGCUCGCUGCACAUGCUCAUGCCCACCAUACCACUGAUCGCUGCUGUCCACAGCUUCCUGUCAUAUUCACACUGAUACACUAUGCUUCUGUCUGUCUCAUUUCAUCCUCGUUUGUCUGAUGUAAAUAAUAAUUUGAGUUUUAAACUCAUUUAAACUUUUCUGCUGUGAGAUUCCAUAUGUAUGUAUGUGUGUAUGUGUGUGUAUGUGUGUGUGUGUGUGUGAAUGAAGGGGCCGGCUCCUGAGUUUGUGCGCUCGAGACAAGAUCAUGAAAUUAAGCUCCACCGGUGCAAAAAUAGUCCUUAAACAUCGGUCGGACCACUAUUUUUAAGAGAAAGCACUAAAAACUAGAAAAAUGAAUUGACAAAUGUGAACCUUUUUCCCCACAUAAUGUUUUAGAUCAAGGGUCUUCAACAGGGGGUCCGCAAAUUAUUGUUUGAUCCACCACUGGUGGCAUUUUUAAUAAUCAUUCACUCGCACAUGAGCGACAACGAGAGACAAGAGUGUGAAUUAUCGACAUGUUGAAGACCUUUGCAGCUGCAUGCCAAAUCUUAAAGUGUGUCUUAACAGCCUAGUCAGCAGAAGCGCGCAGCCCGGACAAACCCUUCUCAACCAGCGCUCAUCACGAGCCACUCAAGCGUGACACACAUCAGGUUCAGCAGCACUGCAGUGAAGGGUCGUGUGAGUAAACGCGUCUGCUUUGAGUUGGUCGUGCUGAGCAGAUGACACCCUUUUUCAGAACAAUAGUGCACUUGCCUGGUGUAAAUAAAUAGCUAAUGUUUAGAUUCUAAAACUGGCAUACGGGGUCCUUGACGUUCCACACACACAAGAUGGUGACUCUCAAAUCAACGUAAUUAAAGGUGCACUCAGUCAUUGUUUUCCUCUAUGAAAU